GAGUGCACCCGAGGAGAUGUCUUCAUAGCGGCCCGUCUCUCGGUACCGCGAGGUGGUCAAAUCGCCGCCCAACGCCUGACCGAAGCCGCGAGACGUGCGCUUCGAGCAGGAGCUGACGGGCGAGGGCUACCAGCGGAACUGCCUCCUUUGAGCAUUAGCUUCACCCUCAAUCUUCGUCAUACAUGUUUGAGCCUCCUGAUCACAUACGCAAAAUGGAUGAGAUGCCUCACAGACAUGACCGCAAAUGCACUCAUAAGGAGGCCUCCGUGAUGAAUUGUGUUUGCUGCAAGUAUAUAUUGGGGAGUUAUUAA
Pyricularia pennisetigena is the source of this 311-nucleotide messenger RNA. RefSeq lists its product as uncharacterized. The annotation marks the transcript as partial. The record is from RefSeq and is a predicted model, not a curated record. The transcript has 2 exons. NCBI's taxonomy places the organism in Eukaryota, Fungi, Ascomycota, Sordariomycetes, Magnaporthales, Pyriculariaceae.